AUGGAAUCAGUUCGUAAUGGAUCUUCAAUUCGUGAAGCUGCAAAUUCGUUUCGUGUACCUUAUACAAUACUAAAUUCUCAGGUAAAUAGUGAAGUUUUAUACGAUCAAGUGGAUCGACGGACUAAAUUUACUAAAGACGAAGAAGGUUAUCUAAAGCAAGCAGCUCUUGUUCUACAAGGUAUUCCAUUAUCUAUUGAUGAAUUUCUAAAUCUAUCCAAAGAAUAUGCUUUAUUUCUUAAUAAAAGCCACUUGUUUCCAUCAGGAACAUCUACAUAUGAUUGA
Molecule: messenger RNA, 282 nt
Organism: Rotaria sp. Silwood2
Lineage: Eukaryota; Metazoa; Rotifera; Eurotatoria; Philodinida; Philodinidae
Source: the annotation of a GenBank genome assembly